This is a messenger RNA of Hydractinia symbiolongicarpus, 2982 nucleotides long. RefSeq names its product E3 ubiquitin-protein ligase AMFR-like. The record is from RefSeq and is a predicted model, not a curated record. Gene Ontology annotation, biological process: protein K48-linked ubiquitination; endoplasmic reticulum unfolded protein response; ubiquitin-dependent protein catabolic process. Gene Ontology annotation, molecular function: ubiquitin binding; ubiquitin protein ligase activity. Gene Ontology annotation, cellular component: endoplasmic reticulum; ubiquitin ligase complex; cytosol. NCBI's taxonomy places the organism in Eukaryota, Metazoa, Cnidaria, Hydrozoa, Anthoathecata, Hydractiniidae. The coding region runs from base 151 to 1956 and encodes 601 amino acids. The transcript has 13 exons.
AAUGAGUAAAAGUGAUUGUUAAUCCAAUAACAUGGGCUACUUUAGUCUAGUACAUAGAACACAGUAUUUUUAUCAAAACAAUUCUCUUUUCUUUUCCUAGAAUUUUGAAAUACGCAACCUUCACAUGUCGUCGAGCACUUUAAUGCAGCAAUGCCCUUUCUAUUUUCAGAACGACUUCCUGUCCCAAAUUUAAAAUCGUAUUGCAUUAUAAGCAUAGUCAUAUUUAUAGCAUCCUUAGCAUAUGGAAAGAAUGUGUUUGAGGAUUCUCUUUCAGUAUGGGAUUAUUUUGCUUCAAUACUUCAAGAACCAUUUUGUCUCUGGGCCUUGGUCAAUAUGGCUUAUUGUCUCCUGUUUUCAUUUGGGAAGGUUAUACAAAACUUUGUACUUGGAGAGUUACGUGCUGUUGAAGAACAACAUUUGCAAGAUAAAUUUUGGAACUUCAUAUUUUACAAGACAAUUUUUGUGUUCGGUGUCAUCAAUACCCAAACGUUGCAUGAAGUGUUGUGCUGGGUAGCAUGGUUUUCCAUGUUGGGAUUUUGGUAUAUUAUCAUGGAGUUGUGUAAAGACAGAUAUGAAUAUAUAACAUCCUCUCCGGCCACACCACGAAACAAACACGUAAAGCUUUUCACAUUGAUUUUCUGUAUUUUUCUAUCCAGUGUUGGUUUAACUGUUUUUGCGGUUAAUUUUGGUUAUCCUGCUGGUAUAAACAUUUUUACCUUCAUGAUGGCAGAGUGUCUGCUGUUGGGUUUAAAAUCUCUUCAGCUGUUAACUAGAUAUUUUGUACAACUAACAGACGUGAUGCCAGCAGGAAAGUGGGACAUGAAGGCACAAGUUUUUUACUACAUUGAUUUGCUUAUAGAUCUUGCAAUUCUUGCAUUAGACUUAUUAUAUCAUUUUCAUAUGAUUCUGUGGUCAAAUGUUUUCUUGAGUAUGGCAAGCCUGGUACUUUACUGGAACAUCAGAACGAUUUUCAGCGAGUUAAAACGACGUUUCAAGAAGCAUAGGAUGUUUAUAAAGAUUCUGAAAAAUGUCGACACCAGGUUUCCAAUGGCAACAACAGAAGAACUUGCAGGUAUUGAAGAUCACUGUGCUAUUUGUUGGGAUACCAUGGAAACGGCAAGAAAACUCCCAUGUGGACAUUUUUUUCAUCACGCAUGUUUAUGUUCAUGGCUUCAACAAGACAUUUCUUGUCCGACAUGUCGUUGCUCUCUGUCCGCAGAUAUUGGUAUCCCACCAGCAGUCUUGCCUGACAAUGGAGACCCUUUGGUGCAAAAUGAACUACAAGACAUUGUUGAAAACAAUGCUGACGAUGCACUUGGUGGUUUACGUAAUUAUUUUUUCUAUUUGGAUGGCCAACGAAUUGCAAACUGGUUUCCAAGCCUCUCAAUUGAGGUUUUUCAUGGCAGAAUGGGUAACAACGAUCAAGAAAUCAAUGAUAUGGCUCAGCAAUUAUUUGGCAUGUUUCCUCAUAUUUCAAGAGAAGCUAUCAUUGAAGAUUUACGACAUACACGAUCAACAGAAGCCACUGCAGAUAAUAUAUUAGAAGGCCAUCUAACGCCUGCUACAUCUAUAGAAGCGGCACCUCCAGUUACUUCAUCAGUAGAAAAUGAAGAACGCCCUCCAAUAUCUGUUGACGCCACACCCAACAAUCAAACUGUAAACAAUGAACCUUCAGAUUCCGAAUCUGCGAUGGAGGAAUCGUCAGGAACCGAGGAUGUGAACUUGGAAAGAAAAGAACGAAAAUACGGUGACAAAAAGGUAGUUUAUCCAGGAGAAGUGAGAAGGCGUUAUCAACAGAAGAACACUUCACGAAAUCAAACCGAUCAGAUGGAGCAACCGAAUCAAACACAAGAAUCGAGUGCUCAGCAUUCGUUUCGAGAUGAAAGAGAAGAAAGAAGAAACGUUUUUCUUGAGGCUAUCGGAAGGCGGCAAACAUCUGUGCGCCCUCCGACGUAAGCGUGGGCGUUGGGCGCUAACUGCGUUUUCAUGGUAAUCCGCAGGUUAUAAAUGUAAAUGCAGUGCUGCAUUUUCAGUAAACCCUACAGAAUGAGAAGAUUCUCGAAAGAAAGAAUGAUAUCCGUGAGGAUUUUUCGUCUUUAUUUAAACUUGAUUUAUUUUUAGAGAAAUCAACCAUGAAGAACUGAUUCAGUCGUUUUAACAAAACUAUUUUUAUAUGAAUUGUUAUAACUUAUUAGCAUUUGUUGGCUGGUUCACUUAUGCUUUUAACAUAUGAAAAAGAAAGCUGGAAGGAGGGGAGAGUUUAAACUCACUCUCAAUAAAUGAAUACGCAUUUUGAGAAAACGUUUUUAAGGUUCUGCACCUUUUUUACGGCGUGUACAACACUUAUUGUCCUUACCAACGACUACUUUAAAGAAAGUGUUUGUGGAAGAAAAUUUCGCGGUUUUUGCGGCUUUUGGAAAAUUCGGGAAAGUUUAUUCCCGCAAAAGUCUAUCUCGUAAAAUGUUGCAAUUGAAAUCGUCUCAGAAUUCUACUUCUUCAACACAAAAUUUUGUAAAACCGCGAAAAAAAUUUUCCGCAGACUCCGUCUUCCCUUAAAGUUGGAUUUUAUUUACGUUUCAUUCUUUUUACUUCACUUACUUUAAAGUUUUUGUUUAACUCGUUGUAAUUAACGAUAAAAAAUAAUAAAUGGUCGUGAAGUAUGGACGGGUUCAACCCUGUAUGUAACAACUUGUUCAAACAAAUUAAACGGUGGGGAGGAUCAGCGUCCAACCUCCGCCCCAAUACGAAAAAGAUUAAUAUGACGAGGGGUCCCAUAUACGUCACAACAAUCUCGUUUUGGCUACCAGGUUUUCUAAGAUAAUUGGUUAAGACGUCACCAAUCCAGCAGAGAUAUCCAAUACAUGAUUUCUUUGUAAUAUUUGCGCAGAAUUUAUUUAUUUUUCAUUUUAGGUUUUCUUCGUGUGUGUACAUCUUUUCUGCGAAUAAAUUUUAAAACACAAACACACGAUGUGUGACUUAUAA